This is a messenger RNA of Momordica charantia (bitter melon), 965 nucleotides long. Its product is annotated as cold-regulated 413 plasma membrane protein 2. Gene Ontology annotation, cellular component: membrane. NCBI's taxonomy places the organism in Eukaryota, Viridiplantae, Streptophyta, Magnoliopsida, Cucurbitales, Cucurbitaceae. The record is from RefSeq and is a predicted model, not a curated record.
AAAAUCCCAUCUGUCCCUCUGCGCUGCUUCGAAACCUUCGCUCUUCUUCUUCUUCUUCUUCUUCUUCUGUAUUUUCUCCGGAUCGGUUUUUGGAAACGGCGGUGCGGCGAUGGUGAAACCGGGAUACUUGAAAAUGACGACGGAUUCCGACGCCGUAGAUCUGCUUUCUUCUGAUCUUCGGGAACUCGGUAAUGCUGCUAAGAAGCUUGCUACACACGCCGUCAAGCUCGGUAGCGCGGGUUUCGGCGCUGCUUUCCUCCAGUGGAUUGCUUCGUUUGCUGCUAUUUAUUUGUUGGUUUUGGAUCGAACGAACUGGAAGACGAAUAUCCUUACAUCACUGUUGAUUCCGUACAUUUUCUUCAGUCUUCCCGGGGUGAUUUUUGGUUUCUUCAGGGGAGAUGUUGGAAAAUGGAUCGCCUUCAUUGCUGUUGUGCUGCGUCUUUUCUUCCCCAAACAAUUCCCAGAUUGGCUUGAACUGCCCGGCGCUUUGAUACUUCUCGUCGUGGUGGCUCCGGGGUUAUUUGCAAGCACCGUGAGGGGCGACGCCAUCGGAGAAGCAAUCUGUCUGGUCAUAUCAUGCUAUUUGCUGCAAGAACACAUCAGAGCCUCUGGUGGAUUCAGAAACUCCUUCACCAAAGCCAGUGGCAUUUCAAACACCAUUGGAAUCAUCCUCAUCUUUGUGUAUCCUGUCUGGGCACUGGUACUUCGUUUCCUUUGAAUUAGUUUCAAAUGCAUUAUAUAUAUAUAUAUAUAUAUAUUGUCUUUGAAUUGUUUGUGAAUUGUGAAAUUUGUUGUAGAAGUUUGUUUUACUUUUUCAAUUUUUCCAAUUGGGUGUGGUUGUAUUGUAGGCUGCAUCAGUGUAAAGUUAUAUUGAGAAGCUUCUCAUAAAAUAUUUAUCUAUCUUUCAUUUCUUGUUCUGUGGAACAAAAUGUUAAACAGUGGUGGUACCUGUGUUAUUGAUUGAA